GGACGUGCUAGGCGCACGGCGCGCUUGAUUAAAUGACGUCACUGUGUUUCAUGUCGACGGGAGUGUGCGCCAUCUUGAAGCGAAAGCAAAUCACGGGCUGAUCCCGCUCUCGCUGAACCCGCUCUCAUUCCGCGCUCGUUCAUACCGUCCGCCCGGCUGAGCUCGAGGAUAAGCCGCGCUGAAGGCUCGAGGCACAGGCACCGGAGAUGAUGGCAGGGGUUGGUGGAGGCAAUGAUUUCCAGUGGUGCUUCUCCCAGGUCAAAGGAUCCACAGAUGAAGAUGUUGCAGAAGCGGACAUUAUCUCAACUGUUGAAUUUAACUAUUCUGGGGAGUUACUAGCCACAGGAGACAAAGGGGGAAGAGUCGUCAUAUUCCAGAGAGAACAGGAGAGUAAAAACCGCCCACUCUCAAGAGGGGAAUACAACGUGUACAGCACUUUUCAGAGUCAUGAGCCUGAGUUUGAUUACUUGAAAAGUUUAGAAAUCGAGGAGAAGAUCAAUAAAAUCCGAUGGCUCCCGCAACAGAACGCUGCACACUUUCUCCUGUCCACAAAUGACAAAACAAUUAAACUAUGGAAGAUUAGUGAAAGGGACAAACGAGCGGAAGGAUACAACCUUAAAGACGAAGAUGGAAGACUGCGAGAUCCGUUUCGAAUCACAUCACUACGGGUUCCUGUGCUGAUGCCGAUGGACUUGAUGGUGGAAGCCAGCCCACGCAGAAUAUUUGCAAACGCACAUACAUAUCACAUCAAUUCCAUUUCAGUAAAUAGUGAUUAUGAAACAUACCUUUCUGCAGACGACCUCAGAAUAAACCUCUGGCAUUUAGAAAUCACAGAUAGAAGUUUUAACAUUGUAGAUAUAAAACCAGCCAAUAUGGAGGAGCUGACAGAGGUGAUAACGGCGGCCGAGUGUCACCCACACCAGUGUAACGUCUUUGUAUACAGCAGUAGUAAAGGAACCAUCCGCCUGUGUGACAUGAGGGCCGCCGCGCUCUGCGAUAGACAUAGUAAAUUUUUUGAGGAGCCAGAAGAUCCCAGCAGCCGGUCGUUCUUCUCAGAAAUCAUCUCCUCCAUAUCCGACGUCAAGUUCAGCCACAGCGGUAGAUACAUGAUGACCCGCGAUUACCUCUCCGUUAAAGUUUGGGACCUGAACAUGGAGAACCGGCCCGUAGAGACCUACCAGGUACACGAGUACCUACGUAGUAAGCUGUGCUCGCUCUACGAGAACGACUGCAUUUUCGACAAGUUUGAGUGCUGUUGGAACGGUUCAGACAGUGCCAUCAUGACGGGCUCCUACAACAACUUCUUUAGGAUGUUUGACAGGAACACGCGCAGGGACAUCACACUGGAGGCGUCGAGGGAGAACAGUAAACCCCGUGCCAUGCUCAAACCCCGCAAGGUCUGCACCGGCGGCAAACGGAAGAAAGACGAAAUCAGCGUGGACAGCCUGGACUUCAACAAGAAGAUCCUACACACCGCCUGGCACCCGAAAGAGAACGUCAUAGCUGUGGCCGCCACCAACAACCUGUAUAUAUUCCAGGACAAACUUAAUUAAAAAAGGAGAAAAAAAAAAGAAAGAGUGAUUUAAAAACCAAGAAGAAACACAAAUCAAGAAAAAAAAGAAACAUCCCCUCCUCCCCGUUACCCCCGACGCAGGUCGGCGGACACUCAAGAAAUCUCGUACUUUACUUAGUCGUUAAAUCUGUUCGAGAAACGUGGCCAUCCUGACAAAGAAGGGAAGCCCUUGUUUUUCACAUGUAGUCAAGGAAGCUGAGAGACAUUUGUAUAUUUUGGAAAAAGUCAAUUAUAGAAAAACAAAAUAAAAGCAGAGGUGAAGGCCAAUUUCACCAAUCAGCAUCAAGACCAGAUCAACUUUUUGCAAAAGUCGUACAUGUAUUCGUCUUUCGGCUGAGCCUUAAGUUUUUAUGAUUUGACGACCAAAAGUACGGGAACCGCACCAGGAUGAGUAACGUCUCGCUGUCAAUCGUAUGUACUCGCUGUUCGACUUUGAAAUUCAGGCCUUCAUGAGCGUUUGUUUCUUGCCUGUUAACAUUCCUUCCCCUGGCCCGACUCUCAGGCCUUGCUCUUCUACCUUUUUAAGCACUUAGAACAGGUCUCCAAUUUGGUCAGUGGACAGUUUCUUGUUUCUGUUUUCUUUUUUCGUUUUUACUUUUGUUCUGUUUUUAUACCUUUCUUUUCUUGUUUUCUCAUGCAUAAUAUCUACUCACUGACUGUAUCUAUAUAUUACACCCGACGGUGUCAAACCAACCACUUAAUAAAAGUAACAUAACUACAAAGAGAAAGCGUUUUUACAUUAUGAGCAGGUAUGUAUGAAUUUUAUGUUCUAUAUUUGCAUGUAAUCUGCAUUAUGUAGAUCUGGAGCACCAGUGGUUAAAAUGUGAAACCUGUAUCGGCAGCGUUAUUGGGGAAUUCAACCCCCCAAAAAACGUAAAUGGAUUUGUUUUUGGCCUCGACUUUAUGAUUCACUUGAGAUUUAAGACUACGUCAAACCACCAAACGUAAUUCCCUGAUAAUGAGCCGGCUGGGAAGCAAAUCUCCAUGUUGUACUACUUGAAUUUGCAGUUGCACUGUUUGAAUGAGGACAUUGGCCAUAAGCAUCAGUAUUGCCGUCUGAUUUGCUUUAGAUUUUGGUAUUACAGUUAUUUUUCUUUCUCGGUUUUCUUUUGUAAAGGGAAUAGGGAUUCUACCGCCUUAAGUCUGUCCUAAAAUAAUCCUCGCCUGAUAACCUUGAGGACUAGAUGAUCUCGACAUCAUCUUACCUUACCCACAAUUUUUCCCACAUGGAUUGUUUGUCCUUCUAGCACUCCGUUUGUCCGUUCAUGUGCUGCUACGGUUCUUGCGGCUUAGUAUUUGGACACUAAUAUACAAGAUAUCGUACGGUCGGUGACCGGCGUAGAACACUCAAAUUGAAACCGAUGUGUCGAGUGCCUCUAGAGACAAAACUGGCUUUCCUCCAGUCAAUCGAAGUUAAACUGAUCACACACCAGUGUCGAGAUACUCCGUUGGCUCAAUUCCUGCGCAACCUUUGCGCUGAACUUGACCUAAGCGGAUUUAUCGUGCAUCAG
Pimephales promelas (fathead minnow) is the source of this 3084-nucleotide messenger RNA. RefSeq names its product protein phosphatase 2, regulatory subunit B, delta (gene ppp2r2d). NCBI's taxonomy places the organism in Eukaryota, Metazoa, Chordata, Actinopteri, Cypriniformes, Leuciscidae. The record is from RefSeq and is a predicted model, not a curated record. Gene Ontology annotation, cellular component: protein phosphatase type 2A complex. Gene Ontology annotation, molecular function: protein binding; protein phosphatase regulator activity.